AUGGGUCAACAUGUAUCUCAUCAAACCUUAAUCAUUCAUAAUAUAACAACUAACGCUAUCUAUCCAAUGUUUUUUAAACUAAAAUCGAAUCUCUUCUUUCUCUUUCUUCUCAUCCUUUCAAUUAUUCGUUCAUAUGUCGCAUUCGACAUUGAAUUAACCGUUUUAAUUCAAGCAAAUCAACGCGAAUGUUUCCAUCAAGUUCUCGACGCUGGUCGAACUGUUGAAAUAGAAUACGAAGUCGUCGUUGGUGGCGAUUACGACAUUAACUUUUGGUUUUAUUCGCCAACUAACCGUGUCUUACAAUCCGAUUUCAAGAAACGCGAUGGGCAUCAAACGUUGAAAUUAGAAGAAACAGGCGAAUAUCGCUUUUGUCUUGAUAAUUCCUUCUCACGAUUCAGUCAUAAGCAAGUCUAUUUCAGUUUAAGACCUGUCAAUGAACAGGGACAAAGUGUCGUUGAACAUGCCACUGAAUCAUGGAUGAAAACCAUGGAAGUCGAUCAACUUGGCGAAUUACAAGCAAAAGUUCAAGAUAUUCGAGAUACGUUUCAACGCAUUUACGAUCACAUGGAAACAGCUCAACAUUAUCAGAAUAGUUUUCGCAAUCACGAAGUUCACGAUCGUCUGAUUUUAGAAAAUAAUUUUCAGCGAAUCAAUUUUUGGUCAAUUAUUAAUUUAACUCUAAUGAUAACUGUUACCAUUGUUCAAGUGAUAACUAUUCGUAGUUUNAAAACUAAGCAUAAGAACAGAUCCCUGGCCGUAGUCAUCGUCGUCGUUGUUGAUGAUCAGUGUUGUAGACCUCCGCAUCCGUACACACACAUAUAUUUGUAUCGGGAUCGAUCUUUGAAUUAUCAAAUCUACUAG
Adineta ricciae is the source of this 861-nucleotide messenger RNA. The record is from the annotation of a GenBank genome assembly. NCBI's taxonomy places the organism in Eukaryota, Metazoa, Rotifera, Eurotatoria, Adinetida, Adinetidae.